AGAAGAAGAAGAAGAAGAAGAAGGAGAAAAAGAAGGCAAAGAAAAAGGUAAGGAUGUGGAUGAAAGACCUGCUUACAUGGAUGACUUUGAUGAUGAUUUUGGUCAGUACAUGAAGGGUGAGCAUGAUGUAGAUCUUUUCCCUGAAGAAGAAGUUUUUACUCCAGUAGAUCCUAGCAAAAUGGAGGUAAAAACUAGAUUUGCAAAUAAGGAAGCAUUUAAGAAACAUCUCAGGGGUUAUUGUGUUCUUAAUAAGUGUCAAUAUAUUUUGGAUAGAAGUGCUCCCUCUAGAAUUAAGGCUGAGUGUAGGUUUGAAACAGAACAUGAUUGUCCUUGGUUUGUGUAUGCUAGCAAGAAAGAGGGUGAGAAGACUUUUGUUCUUAGGAAAGUGAAUUUGGAACAUAAGUGUGAAGGGGAUCCCCAAAAUAGGAAUAGAUCUGUUGAUCCUCAUUUUGUAAAGGAUUUUGUUCUUGAUCAGAUGAAGAAUAAGCCUAAAAAAGUUGUUCCAGACCCUUAUAAAAUCAAGGAAGACUUCUUAGCUGAAAAGAGAGUAAAUAUACCAUAUCAGUGUGCAUGGAAGGCUAGGAAUCUAGUUUUAGAGUCAUUAUAUGUGAACUAUAAAGAAAGUUACAAUGAAGUACCAGCAUUCUGCAAGAUGUUUACUAAAUGCAAUGAUGGGUCUGUUGCUAAGUUCACUUUUGACACAGUGAAUAACACCUUUGAAAGCAUGACACUCUCAUUUGAACCUGCAAUGAAGGGUUGGCGAAAAGCAUGCAGGGGAGUUAUAGGGCUUGAUGCCUGCCAUCUAACAGGGGAAUAUGGGGGAGUAUUGAUGGCUGCAACUGCACUUGAUGGACAAAAUGGGUUAGUAAUGUUAGGAAUUAUGGUAUGCAGAGCUGAAACAAAGGAAAAUUGGAUCAUUUUUUUGAAGCAUUUGAAGGAUGCAAUAUUAGCACAUCCAGUGAAAGUGGCUUUCAUUUCAGAUAGGCAAAAAGGUUUAUUGGAAGCUGUUGGUAUAGUGUUCCCUGGCCAUGCAGUGAGUGCAUUGCAUAGCAUAAGGCCACAAUGGAGAAAGUACUGCAGUGAUUACUAUUCAGUGGAGAACUAUAAGGCCACAUAUGCACCAACUUUUGCACCACUAGAUGAUAAAAGUGAAUGGGUCCAGCCAAACAUGAACAAGAAGAUCUUGAACCCUCCUCACAGUAGGAAACCAGGAAGACCCAAGAGCAAGAGGGUAAGAAGUUAUGAUGAACCUCGUGUUGAGAAGACAAAAAGGAGGUGUGGGAAAUGUGGAAAUGUUACUAACCACAACAAAAGAACAUGUGCUGGUGGUGAAGUGGGAUCUAAUCCAACUGCAAAGAGGCAAAGGACUGAAUGUGAUGCACAAAGCUUCACCUUCAGCAACAUAGAGCCAAGUCAGACCACCGGAGUUAGGGGUGCAGCUAAGUCAAACAAGAAGAAGAGAACGGCAUCAUUUGUUGGUGAAUGUUUUACAGGGCCUGGCAGUCAGCCUUUGGCAACACCAUCUUCUACUCCAGCUUCCACAACACCUAUGAGUCUGCCAUCUAUAGCACCAUCUUCUACUCCACCCUCUACAAUAAAUAACCUUUAUCAGAACUUCUUUGACAUUGGAUCUGUAUCUCAGAAUAUAAAACAAGGAAAGGGAAGGGGAAAUGGAAAGGCUAAGAAGAAAUGA
Molecule: messenger RNA, 1693 nt
Organism: Papaver somniferum (opium poppy)
Lineage: Eukaryota; Viridiplantae; Streptophyta; Magnoliopsida; Ranunculales; Papaveraceae
Exons: 4
Coding region: 77-1693 (538 amino acids)
Source: RefSeq, a predicted model, not a curated record